This is a messenger RNA of Pleurotus ostreatus (oyster mushroom), 1668 nucleotides long. RefSeq lists its product as uncharacterized. The record is from RefSeq and is a predicted model, not a curated record. NCBI's taxonomy places the organism in Eukaryota, Fungi, Basidiomycota, Agaricomycetes, Agaricales, Pleurotaceae. The transcript has 5 exons. Gene Ontology annotation, cellular component: endoplasmic reticulum membrane. Bases 1 to 1668 code for a protein of 555 amino acids. Gene Ontology annotation, molecular function: GTPase activator activity. Gene Ontology annotation, biological process: endoplasmic reticulum to Golgi vesicle-mediated transport; positive regulation of GTPase activity.
AUGACCAAGGAUUUCACCAACACGCUCGAUUGGCAUGUGUACAGGGAAGAGAGUCUGAAGACUGGUGGGCUCGGUCCGCGCAGAGUAGAGAUAUGGCCUUUGCUCUUGCACGCCCGUAAGCCACAAGACGAGGAGGCACAUCCAAUACCCCCAGCGCACCCAGAUGAGCGACAAAUACAACUUGACACCGAUCGCAGCUUCGUUCUCUAUCCCGUAGGUGAACCAUUCGCUUCACGUGUAUCCCUGUGCUCGGAAUAUAACUCCAGCUCAUUCGCAGACCCGCUAUUGGAGAAAGAAUCCCUCAAAAGACAGCUACACGAACUGAUUGUCUCGGUGUUUCGAAAAAGACCAAGGCUGAGCUACUUUCAAGGUUACCAUGACAUCGUAUCCGUCCUAUUUCUGACGCUUCCACCAGAAAUGCAGUUUUGCUGCACAGAAAAACUUAGCCUGCAGCGCGUUCGGGAUUCAAUGGGGUCUACACUCGAACCCGUUCUUGGUCUACUACGUAAAUACAGUGUCAUGAGCCGCCUUUUGCGGCUCGCGGACCCACCACUUUCAUCGCUACUAGAGCAGAUAUCCCCUCUUCCUUACUACGCUUUGUCGAAUCUGCUGACGCUCUUCGCCCACGAUAUGCCCUGCCUGCCGCUAAUCCAACACGUCUUUGAUUAUCUUCUCUGUAGACCUCCGAUAAUGGUCGUCUAUCUAGCAAGCGCGAUACUGCUGUCGAGAAAAGCGGAGAUCGAGAGACUCGAAGAAGCGGGGGAAGAAGGGAUGGUGCACUCCCUGCUCAGCGGACUGCCAAACAUCUACGACGAGGACGCGGGUUCAGAUAAAACGAACACCCUUGCGGAUGUGUAUAUACCACUGGAGGGCGAGGCCACUGUCGCCGCAGCCGACGAUGAAUCGGAUAGCCUUGAGGUGACACCUUUAGAUGACAGGAACUCUGUAGGAGAAGCUGAAAGCAAGCCUCCCGAAGAUUCCGGGGAGAAUGCGGCGGGAAAAGACGAAAAACGGAGUGAAGAAGACAAGGUGGAGGUCCACCCAGCGACGGAGCCAGUUGAUGAGAAGGAACCGCUGGAAGAAAUCAAAGAGCUCGUUGAAGAACUCUCGCUCUCCAACGACGUAGACACAACCUCAACGGACGAAGCACAAGAACCGUAUUUGCGCCUCAUGCGCCCCCGAGUGUCGCUGUCGUCUCUCCUCGUCGCCGCUGACGAACUGUAUGCGAAAUACCCGCCCACGCACCGCGAUAUCUCGCUCACAUCCAUCAUGGGCCCGCAGAGCGUCGUGUUCACAUGGUCCGAGUCGCUUUCUGAAAUGCCGGACGACGAUGAAGCGGAGCGCAUGGUCGAGAAGCCAGAACUGAUAGUGCGGCCGUACACAGAGCCCCAUACGGAGAAAUCGGAAAGUGAGCCGGGGAGGGAGAAGCAUAAGCAGAGGAGGACGCGGGGGACGUUUUUGGGCGGGCGUGUAGAAAAGCGCACUGUAGUAGCGGGUGCGGUGCUGACGAUUGGGGUAGCGGUCGCUGUGUACGGUGUGCGAACGAGAUCGUUGAACGGUACGUCUAUGGGGAAGGAUGGUGUCAAAGACUGGCACACGAUGGGUAUGUGGCUUGGAGGGUCGCUGAUGAGUGCGGGCGAACGUAUUUUUGGCGCGAAAAAGCCGUAG